Messenger RNA from Danaus chrysippus (African queen), 1383 nucleotides. The record is from the annotation of a GenBank genome assembly. Lineage: Eukaryota; Metazoa; Arthropoda; Insecta; Lepidoptera; Nymphalidae.
AUGUUCUGGGGAAUCAGCCCAGCGCUAGAUUUACAAUCGGAGUAUUUAAAACAAGGCGAUGAAAGCGUUUACGAGCUUAACUUUCUUGUCAUCGGAGGAUGUGAUGGAAGGCAUCUCAUUAAAACAUUGGCACAGGCCUAUCGGCACACAAGACGGUACAUGAAUUUGUUCGUUAUUGAUGGCUGUCCGGAACUCGUGGCUCGGCAGAUUCUUCUCCUGUCACUUGCACUGGAAAAAACAACGAGAUUCGGUCUCCUUGAAAAAUCGAGGCGGUUCUUGGAAAUUUAUGGGAAUUUACUGUUGAGACCACCAACUUCGAGGUAUUUGAUUGCUAAAGCACAACAACUAGUUAGCAUGAUAACAAACCCUGAUUACAUGAGUUGUCUCCUACCGUGCGUGUCGGUGGACCAAAUGAAGUAUCGCGAGAGAGAUUAUAUGGAGAAUCUUAUGAAUUUUUGGACAACGGGUAACACAAACCAAUUCAAUGCUUGUGAACUUUGGGAACAUCGCCUCAGGCAUACUCUAGGUCUCAGGUAUGACAACCGUAUGGGAGUUUACGACUGGGAUUAUCAUAUGCGCUUAAAGGAAUUGGCGAGUCAGAUAUGCUUUCAAGAGUAUAAACAUUUCAGAGAGCAUGGUGUUGCUUUUACGUGGUUGGAGACUGAGGUUUGUCGUCCAAAUGUAUCUUUGGCUGCCGGAGUUUGUAAAUGUGGGGAUCGCUAUCUUCAUCGAGGAUAUCUAGGCGACCUGGUGACCUCUCCGUACAUAGCUUACGGUCUGGAUUGCGAAGACAAAGAUAUGCUGAAGUCCUCACAUGGCGUCAAUUAUAAACGAGCAACAGAUGUUUCUGAGCGGAACGUCAUGAGGAUGUUAUACGAAAUAGAAAAUCGCAAACCUUUUGACGCUAACUUAAUGAGUUUAGAUACAGAACAGAAUCUGGGAAUGGCUGUGUUAAGUCAAUUCGAUGCUAAGAUAUCCGAAAGUGGUCCUGAAGUCCCACUGCUUCUGCGUGAAGAUCGUGACUCCUACAUAGAACUGGAUUAUGGUAAAGUGCAUUUCCUUUCCCUAUCCGCCCUGGACCAUUAUCCCCAUAAGCCACAGUUUCAGGGUUUGUUCCACGGUGUUUUUGUUGGGCACAACGUUCUGCCGAGAUUGAAGCCUAGCGUUUGGUCGAUGGCUCGUGAUGACGCCGUUGUUAUUAUGGAAACAAGGAAAUAUAUGGCGGAGAUGAAGAGAGAUGAUGUGAAGUCUUACGGAGAACAGAUCCUGCAAGCGGCGACAACUGCUCAAUGUGAAAAGUUACGACCUUUCGAUCCUGAGAAGGAUGAUUUUGCCAAGUUUCUGAUCAGAAGAAAAAGUGAGAGCACUGAUUUGUUGGCUUAA